Messenger RNA from Guillardia theta CCMP2712, 6765 nucleotides. RefSeq lists its product as hypothetical. The coding region runs from base 1 to 6765 and encodes 2254 amino acids. The record is from RefSeq and is a predicted model, not a curated record. Lineage: Eukaryota; Cryptophyceae; Pyrenomonadales; Geminigeraceae. The transcript is spliced from 3 exons.
AUGACGCCUGGAUCAUUCACUCAGUCUGACGUUGUGCAAUGCUACCUUCCACCAGUCUUGCAAGGUCUGGUGAGCAUUUCGGUACACAUCGGUAACCACCACAGCCAAGGCCUGGGAUUCUUGGUGUAUGAGCCUAUGAAGGUGUCUGCUGUGCUUCCUUCUGAAGGGCCCACUGCAUUGAAGUCCAUGGUGACGAUAUUGGGCUCUCACUUCCUCGCGGAAGCCGGGCUUGCGUGCUGGUUCGAUCAGACACCUUCGAGCGAACCAGCUCAAGUCUUGACGUCUACAUCUUUGACCUGCGUCGUCCCGGCAUUACAAGCUGACGGCGUCCAAGUGACAAUCAGAAGCAUGGAUGACAAGGUGCAGGGAGAGAGUGUGCAGUAUCUGCUGAAGCAGGUCCCACACAUCAAGAACGUCCAGCCGACACAAAGCGAUAGUGCCACAGAUCUCAUCACGUUGAUUGGCGAGGGGUUCAGCGGUUCUUUGCUACAGUACUGCCGGUUUGGGUAUCAGCAUCUACGAUCAAGGUUGACGCCGCUUUCGGCCUCGGCAGUUGUGUGUGAGCGACCAACGAAGGCCGUGGGCAACAUGUCGUUGACCUUGGAGUCAGAGGAUUCGAGUCACAAGAGCAUGCCAUACACGAUCAUGUUUCACUCUCGUGAAUCUGUGAUGACCGCACAGCCGUCCAUGGCAGACGUGAGUGGCGGCACAGCGGUCUACGUCAGCGGGGUAUUCCCUCCGCAUGCUUCAAUCGAAUGCGUGUUUGAUCAGCUCAGAGUCAAGUCGUCGCUCAUCUCGUCCACUCAGGUCAGGUGCACAGCUCCCCCGCAUGAUGCAGGGGAGGUCCAUCUCGAGCUGCUGAUAGGAAACAAGCGAUCACUUGUAACGAGCUCGUUCUCUUUUGUUGACGCUGGAGUCCCAGAAAUAUCCAACGUGAUACCUCGGCGAGCUUUAUCCAACAAAGGAGGAGUGGUGACGAUAUACGGUCAGAAUUUCUUGCCUGGACUAAGCCUCUGCGAGGUCGGCGGAGACAGCACUGCAGUCAUGGGAGACUCCAGAUCGAUGGUGACAUGCAAUCUUUCUCCACAGCCCCAGGGGAAGUAUGAGCUAUCAAUAUACACACCUGCAGUAGAUGGCUUCUCAAACAAGAUACUCAUUUCAUACGAAGCAGCCCCGACGGUUUCUGGAUAUGUGAAUGGGGUACUUCACUCAUCCAUUACAGUGAUCGGGUCUCAUUUCUUGUCGGUGGAGGACCUUGUCUGCCGUUUGAACGCCUCGUCAUCUCAAUCUCAACCCGGACAGUGGCUGUCAUCCAGUCUGGUGAAGUGCUCGAUUCCCCAACGCCAUGAAGGUCCGACAACGCUGAGCGUCUCGAUGUCUGGGCUUGAUGAGUGUGUUGGAGAUGUCGUGUUUGAGGCUGUUCCAAGAUCGAGGGCAAUCUUGAUCACUCCUACCAUUGGUCCAUUGGGAGGUGGUACUCGGGUUGAGGUGUCGGCAAGCGACUUUCCACAGAGAGGUGCUUUAUGCUGGUUUGGGCAGCUAGCGGUCGAAGCAGAAGUAGUUGAGAGCGACAAGGCUUAUUGCAUAACACGAGCAGUCGAAUAUCCAGGAGCCGUCAAGUUCGGAAUAGGACAAGAGCGGGAGGAAAGGGACAGCCUUGACCUGAUCUUUGAGUUUGCGAUGCCUCCGAGCAUUUCUGGUAUCCAUCCUUUGCAAGUGCCACGAGUAGACAACACGAUUGUGGAGGUAGAAGGAGUCAACUUCAGAGAGGACUCCAUGUGGCUCUUCUCGCAUCAGACGGGCAGCAUCACGGUGUUUGGCCGUGGCUUCGACUAUAAGUCAGAAUACUGGUGCGACUUCCGACAUGAUGAAGCGCAUCCGCAACUGGCAGUCUGGCUGACCUCGACUAAGCUUGCUUGCCUGUCGCCGAGUCAGACGCCAGGGGAAAAGCUGCUGUAUGUCUCUCAAGAUGGCGGCGCGAUGACAUCAGAGCUCGUGCUGGAAGUGAUAGCAGCCCCUGAGAUCACAGAUGUAGUGCCAUCGCUAGGGGUGACCUCCGUUCCUACAAGGCUGGAGGUUGUGGGAUCAGGCUUUCAAGACGGGUUUCUCUGCUGUAUGGGCACGACCGUCUUGCCUUCGUCGGUUGUGUCUGACAGCAAGAUUGAGUGCACAAUUCCUGCCACAGCCGUCCCGGAGGAUCUGACGAUUGGCAUAGGCAUGGAAGAUACUGAGUGCACAGAGCAUCCGAGCGGUCAAGUGCGGAUCAUGGAGGCGUGCUCUCUAGUUUCAGCGUUGCCAGACGUGGGCUCCUCAAGCGGGAGGAACGAAAGCGUCAUUCUGACAGGAAAGGGGUUUGUGAAGGAACAAGAUCGUGAGUGCUGGUUCGGGGCGGCGAAGUCGACGAGCUUGUGGCUCUCGUCAAGCCUCGUGACCUGCGAGCUGCCGCCGCAUCCAGCAGGCUCAGUGGUGAUAUCGCUAUCUAUGCAAGGAGUGAAGUACUGCGAGAGCAGCUUCAACUUCACCUACCUUGGCGAAGCAUCGGUACAAGCUAUCAGGCCAUCGGCUGUUUACGAGACUGGAGGCACUGAGGUCACGCUGUCGGGGCACUUCAUGCACAGGGUCACCUUUGAGUUGCUGGUAGGCGACCAUGCGAUGUCUUGUCAAGUCCAAGACUCGGACCAGGCCACAUGCGUGACCCCCCCCAAGCUCAAGGGAGUCUAUCGCCUGAGACCCUCGGCACACAGCAUGGAAAUCAACCCAGCGUGUGUAGUACGAUACGUGGGCUUACCCUCUGUGUCCAGCAUACAUCCAACGUCAGGCCCCAGCCAGGGAGGGACACGUUUGCUCCUCGAGGGAGAAGACUUCGAGGCUGAGAUGUUGCUGUGUGCGUUUGCAAGAGUGCGAGUGUGGGCAGAGGUACGAUCGAGUACUGUCUGUGAGUGUGUUGCGCCAGCGUCGUCUGAGGGAGGAGGGAGGACGAGCCUUCGCCUUGUGAUACGAGACGUUGAUUACAUAGUUGGAGAGCAAAGCUACAUUUACUACGAGCCACCCCGGAUCGAUGAGAUCAAGCCGUCGGCAGCAAGGGUGGGGCAAGAGGAGAAGAUCACCAUCCUCGGGAGGAAUCUGGACAGGGAGUGUGGGAUCACUCUCGGGUCUCAGCGGGCAGAAGUAAGCGAGUAUGUCUCGUCCACCAUGGUGGUAGUGUUGGUGCCUGGGCGUGCAAGGUCAGCGUGGCAGGGGAACAUGACUGUUGGGAUCAGCAGGAAUGGAGUUGACUGGGACACCCAUGGGUUUGGGUACGAAUGGACUUCGGGCUUUGUGGUGAUGAGGAUAGAGCCUUCAGUCGGGGGCGUGGACGGAGGAGAUUGGAUCAGGGUGGAGGGGUAUGGGUAUGCAAAGGAGGUGGUGAACAUCAACUUUGGUGAUCGUCAGGCCAGGUGUAAUGUGACUUCGGAGUGGGAAGUGAGCUGCCUGUCUCCUCGCGGCGAGGCAGGGCAAGUGUCAGUGUACGGGGAAGGGUCGAGGGAGACAGAGGGGGCGUGGUUUGUGUAUCACCAACGGGUACGGGUCGAAAAGAUCUGGCCGACAUCUGGUUCACUGGAAGGUGGAGAUACUGUGAUGGUCUUUUUACAAUCAGGAUUGAUUGCAGGAAUGGAUGGGUUUUGCAAAUUUUGCAAUGUAUCUGUCAAGGCAGUUCUUAGUAGGGACAGAAAGGUUUUCAUGUGCAGAUCACCGAGUCAUACGCCUGCUGUUUGCUACUUUGGUUUCUUUUUUCAGUCUCAAAAGAAAGCAUUGUCGGAGGAUCUUGUUUUCGAAUUCUUUGAGCGACCUCAUAUUGACUUCAUCAAACCCUUGAUAGUCUUGAAGGAUAUCUCUUCCAGCAUCAGCGUUUUUGGAUCUGGUUUGUCGCUGAAGAAUCUUUACAUCAAAGCUGGAUUAGCGCCCGAAGAAAAACUUGUUGUCCUGAGUGAUGAUUCUGGACAUUUUCCUAUACACCGUACAAUCACUGGGAACUUGUCGAUCACGAUUCUUGAUGAUUCGUUCUCGCCAGUUUAUACAGCUCAGAUUUCAGUCAUAGAUCAAAUACUAUUGACAUCUGUAUCUCCUCAAAUAUGGUAUCAUGAUACCAACUCUUUUUUGGUCACCAUCAUUGCAAAGGAUCUGCCGCAAAUUGCUCAGACAUCGUCGCUCUCAUGUAAAAUUGGAGCUUAUUCGUCACCUCUUGAGCAGUGUGGGUUUGAAUUGCAAGGAUGUAGAUUACCAUUUCUUGAUGAAGGUUCACAUACGCUAUCUUUGUUCUUUUCAGGAAUCAGAGUGUCAAAGAAUGAAUUAUUGAUUCACAGAUUUGUUUGCAGGUUUGACAGAAUAUUUCUUUUGAAUGAAGAAAACAUCCUGGUUUUGGGAAAGUUCCUUGUUGGGCAGACGUAUCAUUGCAAAUUUAAUUCGUCCUACAGUCUUCUGGCGAUGAUGAUAUCAAGUACUAGUAUAACAUGUGGAAGUCCAUCGUUAAUUGAGAUAAACCAUUUUGAAAUAUUCAGCAAUGAUUCUGUCUGCAGCGGAGAGAAUGUGACAUUCAUGGAACCAAUCCCCAGCAUAGAUCAAGUAGCAGUCGACUACAUCAGUACCCCAGGAAAAGUUCUCUUAGAAAUUUCGGGAUCCAAUUUUCUAAUAACAAAUCUUUCGAAAUGCAAAGUUGGAUCCCACAUCUUCGGCAAGGAUGAGAUACAUCAAAAAUCUCCAAUAUUGUUAUCAAUUUCGACCCAUACAAACAUCCUUGCAAGAAACAGCUCUGUAACACUUUCAAAUGAUGGAAAAAUAUUCUCCAGGCCAUUCUUCCUGAACGAAAACAUGCAUUUGAUAAAAAAUAUUUUCCCCUCCGUAGGACCUUCCGCAGGUGGAGUUGAGAUAAACGUCCUUCUCGACGACCAAGGGUGGUCGUUCGGUGGGAGUGCUGCCUGUGAGAUGAAUGGCAUCAUGACGCCUGGAUCAUUCACUCAGUCUGACGUUGUGCAAUGCUACCUUCCACCAGUCUUGCAAGGUCUGGUGAGCAUUUCGGUACACAUCGGUAACCACCACAGCCAAGGCCUGGGAUUCUUGGUGUAUGAGCCUAUGAAGGUGUCUGCUGUGCUUCCUUCUGAAGGGCCCACUGCAUUGAAGUCCAUGGUGACGAUAUUGGGCUCUCACUUCCUCGCGGAAGCCGGGCUUGCGUGCUGGUUCGAUCAGACACCUUCGAGCGAACCAGCUCAAGUCUUGACGUCUACAUCUUUGACCUGCGUCGUCCCGGCAUUACAAGCUGACGGUGUCCAAGUGACAAUCAGAAGCAUGGAUGACAAGGUGCAGGGAGAGAGUGUGCAGUAUCUGCUGAAGCAGGUCCCACACAUCAAGAACGUCCAGCCGACACAAAGCGAUAGUGCCACAGAUCUCAUCACGUUGAUUGGCGAGGGGUUCAGCGGUUCUUUGCUACAGUACUGCCGGUUUGGGUAUCAGCAUCUACGAUCAAGGUUGACGCCGCUUUCGGCCUCGGCAGUUGUGUGUGAGCGACCAACAAAGGCCGUGGGCAACAUGUCGUUGACCUUGGAGUCAGAGGAUUCGAGUCACAAGAGCAUGCCAUACACGAUCAUGUUUCACUCUCGUGAAUCUGUGAUGACCGCACAGCCGUCCAUGGCAGACGUGAGUGGCGGCACAGCGGUCUACGUCAGCGGGGUAUUCCCUCCGCAUGCUUCAAUCGAAUGCGUGUUUGAUCAGCUCAGAGUCAAGUCGUCGCUCAUCUCGUCCACUCAGGUCAGGUGCACAGCUCCCCCGCAUGAUGCAGGGGAGGUCCAUCUCGAGCUGCUGAUAGGAAACAAGCGAUCACUUGUAACGAGCUCGUUCUCUUUUGUUGACGCUGGAGUCCCAGAAAUAUCCAACGUGAUACCUCGGCGAGCUUUAUCCAACAAAGGAGGAGUGGUGACGAUAUACGGUCAGAAUUUCUUGCCUGGACUAAGCCUCUGCGAGGUCGGCGGAGACAGCACUGCAGUCAUGGGAGACUCCAGAUCGAUGGUGACAUGCAAUCUUUCUCCACAGCCCCAGGGGAAGUAUGAGCUAUCAAUAUACACACCUGCAGUAGAUGGCUUCUCAAACAAGAUACUCAUUUCAUACGAAGCAGCCCCGACGGUUUCUGGAUAUGUGAAUGGGGUACUUCACUCAUCCAUUACAGUGAUCGGGUCUCAUUUCUUGUCGGUGGAGGACCUUGUCUGCCGUUUGAACGCCUCGUCAUCUCAAUCUCAACCCGGACAGUGGCUGUCAUCCAGUCUGGUGAAGUGCUCGAUUCCCCAACGCCAUGAAGGUCCGACAACGCUGAGCGUCUCGAUGUUUGGGCUUGAUGAGUGUGUUGGAGAUGUCGUGUUUGAGGCUGUUCCAAGAUCGAGGGCAAUCUUGAUCACUCCUACCAUUGGUCCAUUGGGAGGUGGUACUCGGGUUGAGGUGUCGGCAAGCGACUUGCCACAGAGAGGUGCUUUAUGCUGGUUUGGGCAGCUAGCGGUCGAAGCAGAAGUAGUUGAGAGCGACAAGGCUUAUUGCAUAACACGAGCAGUCGAAUAUCCAGGAGCCGUCAAGUUUGGAAUAGGACAAGAGCGGGAGGAAAGGGACAGCCUUGACCUGAUCUUUGAGUUUGCGAUGCCUCCGAGCAUUUCUGGUAUCCAUCCUUUGCAAGUGCCACGAGUAGACAACACGAUUGUGGAGGUAUAUUCCCGACUUCAGGGAGCCAUCGGGGUGGUUAUCCCAUAA